CGCGCAUUUUCCUGUGACCAUACUAGUUACUUAACAACGAAGGCCUGAUCUUCGUGCUCCAUGGUGCACCUUGUUCUGGAGCACUCUGGCAGCUAGAUCUUCAGACACAUCUCGCCGGCACUACAGUAUUCAUGCCACCAACAAUUCGAGUUCAAGGAGCCAGGAAGUGAAUGGCGGCGGUCCUGGAUUGCGGCAAUGGAUCAGGACGGUCUGCUCAGAUGCAUCCUUUCUUCCAAAAAGCCAUAGUGCCGCAUUAUGGCCUUUCUCAUGACGGUUCUCGAUUCGACGUCCCACCAAGGCUUGACGGUAAUCCGCAACCAAAUAGAGACUCGGCUGAUAGCCCACCUUCGGAUUUAUCACCACCGCCGCCUUCGUAUGAUGCACACCGUGUUACCUCCGGUUCUCAAUGCUACCCAAUGACUUCGAAUUAUCGGGAGUCUGGGGCAUCAUCCCUCAGCAACUUCGACGGAAACGCUUUGGAUGAGGAGAGCAGAAGGGCCAAGCGCAGAAAGAUAUUGUUAGAAGCCGACGAAGCAAAAUUUGAAUUCAGCGGGUCUAUCAAUACACACCAGCAAUCAUGGCAAACUCAACUCGAAAACGCCGCUAGACAGGAUCCCGAAUUAGAGGAGCGCCAGGAAGAUUGUCAAGGAUUUAUGGACACAGUACCAGAACAUCCUCGAGGCUAUCCUAAAGAUUUGGUCGCUACCUCUGGACCUCCAAAUACACCUCCGAAUCUGACAUCACUGGUGCAAGUGCAGCAUCCGAUGUUAGAACGCUCAGAUGCUCUCAAGAACGCUGUUUCGGUCGAGGAAAGCAUUUCGACUGAUGAGAAAAAGAUGGCGAUUUCUGGUGAUCAGCCCAAAAUCACUGAUUCCUUAAAUGCAUCAAUCAGACGCUCCCCAAGAACAAAACGGACCGAUGAAGACCGAUCGGAUAAGCCGAGGAGGGCAGCACGGCAGGGCAAGAAGGUUGAGAUGAAGAAUGGCAAAUUCGUAUCCACUCUCCGAGUCAUUUUGACCUACGCGAACAAGGACGCCGGCCAGAAGAUUGACGAAAUACUCUCAGCAGAACCAGCAAAAGCUUCUGGAUCGGUAGUGCCGCAGAAGAAAGGUAGAACUGCCACUGAGAAGAAGGCUACGCACCCUUUCUUUCUGGGGAAAACAGCCGUCAACACCGAUAAGCUACCAUCAGUCAAGAGCGAAACGUCUUCUCUUGCUCCGGCAUCAGAAGAUGAAAUUGCAAUUACGAAAGCGCCCAAACCCUGGAAAGAUAUCGUAUUUACUACCAAAAAGGCAUUCCUGGACAAAUCAGUCAACCUCAUGCCUAGUCUCUGGCCACCAAUCUCACUCCAACGAAUACAGCCAGAAUGUCCCUUCUUAUACGACUCGGCUAUGCUGAGUGAAGUUGCAGCCAUGCCCAAAUCCAAAAAUCGUGAUCUCAUUAUUCCGGUGGAGGAAGAUGCUCUGCACAUAUUUGCCGGACAGCUGAAGGGCAUCUCAGAUCCUUCAGCUUUGGUUGAAGUUCCGACUCGCAAGAUCAUGAGCGGCGAUGAGCUAGCCCUGACUCUCGAUUGUCAUGCUACCACAGCAUAUGGCAGUACCGACCGCCUACAAGCGUUGCGACUACCUCUGAUCAAACGAAUCCGAACUAGACCCAGCCCCUUCGACAUUGGUAAAGCUGCCGGUCCGCACAUGUGGCCUCAAGAAUAUGGUCCUACCUGUUGGCAAGAAGUUCUUCAAGACCAGAGCCAAGUCCUAUACGACUGGCUUAGCAAUUUGCAGGUGCACCAAGUUCAAACAGGUGCACAUAUAUCAAAAGCGAAGCUUCCACCCACGAAGAAGAGACGAAAGAGGAAGACAGAUGGGAUGGAUGAUUUUAUUGCAUAUUCUGAUGACGAUGAUGAUCAGAGCUUUGCCCCGUAUGGAAAGAAUGCCAUUCUAAUAGUUGGACCUUGUGGUUGUGGGAAAACUGCAUCCGUUUACGCCAUUGCUCAACAAUUGGGGUUCGAGGUCUUCGAAUUGCAUCCAGGUAUAAGGCGCAGCGCCAGAGACAUCCAGGAGAAGGUUGGCGACAUGACGCAAAAUCACCUUGUUCAACAAGCUGAUUCGCAAAGUCGAAGAUCAAGUGUGUCCUCGGCAGCUCCAGGAACAUCUCUGGCGUCAGAACCAGUUUCGACAAAUCAACAAUCGAUAGCAAGUCUCUGGGGAAUGUCAAAAGGAUUGAAGCAGAAAGAAAUGACAGACAACAAGCAGGAGACCAAAGUGCGGUCACAAAAGCAAUCACUCAUCCUCUUUGAAGAAGUCGACAUCCUUUUCGAAGAGGACAAAGGAUUUUGGUCGGGUGUACAGUCUCUUAUCAGCAGCUCGAAAAGGCCGGUCAUCAUGACCUGUAACAGCCUUGAAUCGGUUCCACUUGACGAGCUUGAUCUUUUUACGGUAUUGGCUUUUGACAGACCUCAACCCGUCCUUGCUGUGGACCACCUUCAAAGCAUAGCAGCAGCUGAAGGCCACUUACUGAACAGAGAUUCUAUUGAAAGACUAUACGCCAGCAAAGGGCAUGAUCUGCGUGCAUCUAUAACUGAGCUCAAUCUUUGGUGUCAGAUGACGGUAGGAUCAACGCAAGGUGGUCUCGACUGGAUGCUCCCAUGCAAUAUGAAGGCACGAUCGAAUCAGGACGACUCUGUACUUCGUAUCAUAAGUCAGGAUACUUUCACGACCGGACUUGACCUAUUACCUAAUGGCCACAGUGAUAUGGAGGACAUGGUUCGACUCACGCAAGACAGUCUGGAAGUUCCGGCAGUUGAUUGGAUCCGGGAUGAGAUUCCUGUCGAAGACACUGAUGAGCGACGUCUUGAGACCCUUGACGCCAUGCUCUCCAUUUCUGAAAUAAGGAGUACUAUGGACUUACUUGGUCCCUAUACGUCGCCUAUCCUGGCUACUUUCAUACCGACGACAUCAGGCGGCGAGAAAAGAAAGACCCCAAGGGAGAAGGCCGUUGACUCGGUCGUAGAGCGCUUGACACAAAAGCGCAUGUCCAGACUCGACGUCACUGAUGCCUUUGAGAUGUUGAUGGAGGACUACAGGAUCGCGUUACCAACUGCACCAGGUCGCAAGGCCCCUUCACUCGACAAUGCCGCUCAGUCUGUAGUGACUGAUGUAGCGCCAUACGUGCGAAAUAUCGUCUCACAUGAACAGAGACUGGAACAGAUCCGUCAUGAACUCAACGGUGGGUCACAGGUCAAACGACAACGCAAGACUCGAGCAGCGAGAGCUGCUCUGGAAGGUGGAAAUAAGGGUACUACUCGUCGUGAUAGGUGGUUCCCAGACGGUCUUGAUUUCUCGGCGGUUCUUGCGACAGGAAAUGCCUGGCCUCAGUUGAAGCCAGAGGAGUCGUAUUCCGGCCCGGAUACGCCGGCGUCCUCCAUAACCACCGACCCAGAGGCUGAUCUCGUGGGACCGGGUCGGCUUUGAGCCAUGAAGUACCU
Molecule: messenger RNA, 3484 nt
Organism: Exophiala oligosperma
Lineage: Eukaryota; Fungi; Ascomycota; Eurotiomycetes; Chaetothyriales; Herpotrichiellaceae
Exons: 2
Coding region: 171-3470 (1099 amino acids)
Cellular component (GO): nucleus
Molecular function (GO): ATP binding; DNA binding; ATP hydrolysis activity
Source: RefSeq, a predicted model, not a curated record